CAUUGGAAUAUCAGGUAAUUACGAAGUUAUGUACUUAUUCAUCCAAUCGGUCUCAACAACCCCGCGUUUCGGGACGCCUCACCUCGGCAAGCACCCCAGCCAUCUACACAUGAAAGCUGGGGAUGCAGCUUUAAAGAGGAGAAGCUCUUGUGCUUAAACCCAAUUCACUUCCGUUUUAACUUGUCUUUUGGGUUCGAUGAACUCAAGUUCUGCCCUACGAACACUCUAUCCACUAUCCUAAUUCAACAUUGACAAUCGGUUACAAACGUCAAGAUGCCCAUGCAUAAUGGCUGGCUCCCUCGUGAAGGUUCGCAAAAGCUACAUUUUAAAUUGACCCCCGUUCCUAUGGUUCUUUACUAAAUCAUACACCCAGGAAUAACAGCCGACCCGGUAAUUCGAUUGCUGAAGCGAACAGCUUUCAACCCCGUCGCUACACUUCUCCUCAUCCUCCUUGCUCGGUACACCAAGAGGGGCUCCGACCUAGCUAUCCUCCACGAAACUGCAUUCGCUCGCAUCCGUAAACUCUUCUACUUUGGACUCUUCCGUUGGGUCUCGGGCUUUCUCGAUUCCGGCGUGUUGAACAAUUGGGUCAAGGAUGAAUACCAUUGGGAGAAGGAGGUUGUUUUGGUUACUGGCGGUGCGGGGGGGGAUUGGUGGGAAUGUUGUGAGGCUUUUGGCGGAGAGGGGGGUUAAGGUUGUGGUUUUGGAUGUUAUUGAUAUGACUUUUGAAACGAGUGAGUGUUUUUUCUUUUUUUCUUUUUUCGUAUUUCGAUGUCGAUGUGAGAGUUGAAGGUAUGAUGAAGAGUGCUAAUGUGUUGGGAAUAGCUUCGAAUGUUCACUACUAUAAAUGCGAUAUCACGUCCCCAGCAACUAUCGCCAAAAUUGCGGCGGAGGUCCGAAAAGACGUUGGGAAUCCAACGAUUAUCAUUAACAACGCAGGCGUUGCUCGCGGAAAGAAUAUCUUGGAUGCAACCGAGAAAGAUGGUAAGUGUGGAAAGAAAAACUUCACAACCGACUUAAUAUUUGAAGAUUCCAUUUUAUGGAUAUCCAAAUAAGAAACUAGUUUAGCUGCUAACAUCCCACCCAGUCCGCUUCACAUUCGACGUCAACACCUUCGCCCACUACUGGCUCGCCAAAGAAUUCGUCCCCUCCAUGGUCCAAUCCAACCACGGCAUGAUCGUAAUCGUCGCCUCCAUCGCCGCCUUCGUCACAGUCCCCAACAUGACCGACUACGCCGCCUCCAAAGCCGCCGCACACAGCUUCCACGAAGGACUCGCCGCCGAGCUCAAAACGCGCUACAACGCGCCCAAAGUCCGAACCAUUAUCGUGAACCAAGGGUACACCAAAACCCCGCUUUUCGAGGGCUUCAGUAACGAUGCUACCUUCUUGAAUCCGCCGCUGGAACCGGAAACGGUCGCUGAGGCGAUUGUUAAGAAGGUGCUGAGUGGGAGUAGUGGACAGGUUAUCUUGCCGGAGAUUGGAUCGAAUCUUACCCUCUUCAGGGGCAUGCCGCAUUGGUAUCAGACGACGGUUAGGAGUAAAGGCGAGAAGAUGAUGAAGAAUUGGGAUGGGAGACAGGUUAUUGAUGUGGAAAAGCGGGGGAGUGGUGGUGAGAAGGAGGGGGAGAGCGAGUGAGUUUCUUUUUGGUCGAAGACAAUAAUAAAGUUGAAAUUGUGCUUACUUUUUGGUGUAGAUCUACAGUUUUGGUUCCACCUGUGGCUAAGUAGGUAGAAUGGUGGAAUGUCGAUUUUGAAAGUUAU
This is a messenger RNA of Hymenoscyphus albidus, 1760 nucleotides long. NCBI's taxonomy places the organism in Eukaryota, Fungi, Ascomycota, Leotiomycetes, Helotiales, Helotiaceae. The record is from the annotation of a GenBank genome assembly.